This is a messenger RNA of Diatraea saccharalis (sugarcane borer), 1980 nucleotides long. The record is from the annotation of a GenBank genome assembly. NCBI's taxonomy places the organism in Eukaryota, Metazoa, Arthropoda, Insecta, Lepidoptera, Crambidae.
AUGGUUGAAAUCUCCGAAAAGAAAACAGUUUAUAAAAAUACUGAAAAUAAUAACGAAACUAUUUGCACCGAUAAUACCACGAAAAGCAACUUAUCUGUUAUGAAUGUUACAAUUGACCAAGAUUACUUACCAGUUCCCUCUUCUAGUGAAAAUACAAUUUUAGAGCCCGGACAAAUCAAUAAUAAGGAAGGACGACCAAGAAGAGGUAGAAAAAGGAAGUAUCCACAACAAAAUAGAAAAGAAAAGAGAGCAAAACUAAACCACGGUAAAGAAUACAUAAAUUACAAAGGAUUAACAGUGCCGUCAAAGAGUUUCGUUAAUGGUUAUAACUGUAGUUGUAAGAAAAAAUGUACAGAAAAAGUUACAGAGAUUGAAAGAAAGACAGUAUUUGAGAAUUAUUGGGCAGCUGGUAGUUAUGAAGCACGUUGUGCAUUGUUACAAAGUUUUUGCAAAGAAUUAGAAAAAUCUCGAAAUAAAUCAAAUAAAAGGACAUUUACUAGAAAAUAUUAUCUCAAAGGAGUCUCAGUUUGUAAGGCAGCUUUUUUAAAGACAUUAUCCAUAAGCCAAAAACCCUUAGACAUUGCUCUAGCUAAGCAUAGACAACAGAAGCCGCUGUUGGAUAAGAGAGGAUGCACUGGUGGUCAUAAUAAAAUCACAGAGGCUAAAAGUCAGGAAGUGAUCAAUUUUAUAAAGAGUUUACCGAAAUACAAAUCUCAUUACUGCCGCGAAAAAACUAAUUCGAAAUAUUUGGCUCCAAAUUUAAAUCUUAAUUUUAUAUAUGAGUUGUACAAAGAAAAAUACCCAGAAGGUGUAAGUAAAUCAACGUUUAAAAAUAUAUUUUACAAAAAGUUUAAUUUAAGGUUUAAGAAACCUCAGAAAGAUACCUGCAAUAAAUGUGAUAUUUUUAAUGUUCAGAAGAAAAAUUUGACUGGUCCAGAAUUGGAAAAAGUGGAAAAUGAGCAUCGAGUCCACUUAGAUAAAGCGAAAUCUCUUAGACAACAAAUGAAAAAGGACAUGAAAGUUGCCACUAUAGACAACACAAUUGAAACUCUUACGUUUGAUCUCGAAAAAACCAAUUGUUUACCUAGACUACCAACGAAUAUUAUUUAUUAUAAAAGACAAUUGAAUCUCUACAACUUUGGAAUUCACCAGGCGAGUAAUAAUCAAGGCUAUUUUAAUAUUUGGUUGGAACAUGAGGGGGGAAGAGGAACCCAAGAAGUUGGAUGCUGUCUCAAAAAAUUUAUAUUAAACAAUUUAAGAAAUACUACUAAAGAAUUAAUUUUAUGGGCUGACUCAUGCGGUGGGCAAAAUAAAAGUAUUAAAUUAGUUUUAAUGCUUUUACAUCUGCUUUUGAACCAUGACAAGUUAGAAAAAAUAACAAUGAGAUUCCUUCAACCAGGACACACAUUUCUACCGAAUGAUUCAGAGUUUGGAGACUUAGAAUGCGCGUUAAAGACACAUAAUCGUCUAUAUACCGUUGAUGACUACAUUAAUGUGAUGAAAAGUUGUCGGCGUAAGAAUAAAUUUGUAAUUAAUAAAUUUUGUAGCGAAGAUUUUCAAUCUGUAGAACCAUUAUUACAAGCUAUUACGAACAGGAAAAAGGAUAUCAACAAGGAAAAAGUAUACUGGCAAAAAACAUUUCAGAUCGAAAUGAAGAAAUGUGAACCUAACAAAUUAUAUUUCAAAUCUGAUGUAACAUCUGAAGAGGUUCAAACAGUUGAUAUAGCCAAAAUAGGUAGGCGGAGACAGGUUUCAUUUAAAGAUAUUGAGCUACCACCAUUAUAUCCCAGAGGUAGAACUUUGUCUGUCGCUAAAAUAAAGGAUCUCAAAGAUAUGUUAAGCCUUAUUCCAAACGAUGCAAAGAAAUUUUACGGUUUCUUAAAAGUUACAAGGAGUUCAGAGUUUGACGACGAUGUCGAUGGUUUUGGAGAAAUUAUAGACUUUGAUGUGUUGCAAUUUGAAAAUGAAACCGAAGAAUAA